ACUCCACUCCCACCAAAGCACAAGAUGGGGCUGAUCUGGACACUUAUCCUCUGUUUCCUUGCUACAGUACAAGGAGCACAGGUUUGCUACGACCGACUCGGAUGCUUCUCUGAUACCUACCCAUACGCUGGGACUUUACAAAGACCAAUUGCAAAACUACCAUGGUCUCCAGAAACCAUUAACGUCCAGUUCAUGCUGUACACCCGGACCAACCAGAACAGCUACCAGAUAAUCAGCGCCACAAACCCCUCUUCCAUCUCCUCAUCCAACUUCAGCACCAGCAGGAAGACCCGAUUCAUUAUUCACGGAUUUAUUACCAGUGGGACUAAUUCCUGGAUCACAAAUAUGUGCAAAACUCUUUUCCUAGUGGAGGACGUGAACUGCAUUGCCGUCGACUGGAGCGGUGGUUCCCACACCCUUUACUCUCAGGCCUCCAAUAACGUGCGGGUUGUGGGCGCAGAAGUGGCUUAUUUUGUAAAGACCCUUCAGAAUGACUUUGCCUAUUCCCCGGCCAAUGUGCAUCUGAUCGGACACAGUCUGGGAGCUCAUGCGGCUGGAGAGGCAGGGAAGAGACAGAGAGGCAUCGCAAGAAUCUCUGGGUUGGACCCAGCUGAGCCUUGCUUCCAGAACACUCCCCCAGAAGUCAGACUGGACACCUCCGACGCCGCUCUGGUUGAUGUUAUUCAUACUGACGCUGGUCCUUUUAUUCCAGAUCUUGGUUUUGGGAUGAGCCAAGUGAUUGGCCAUCUGGACUUCUUCCCUAAUGGAGGAGUUCACAUGCCGGGAUGCCCCCAGAAUAUGGAGGUCCCAGAUGCCACCGUGGAAGACGUGUGGAGUGGUGUCAUUAACUUUUUAACCUGUAACCAUGAGAGUGCAGUCAAGUACUACACCGACAGUAUCACCAGUUGCAACGCAUUCGUGAGCUACCCCUGCGCCAACUGGGAGACCUAUGAGACGGCGCGAUGCAUUAGCUGCCCCAGUGCCGGAUGCCCAAGGAUGGGUCACUACGCAGACACAUACGAUGGUGUCACCUCUUCCAGCCAAGUCUUUUAUCUCAGCACCGCUUAAUAGCAACUCCUGAAAAUGUCACAACUGUACCAACCACAGCUCUAAUUAAAUUUUAUUUUGC
Molecule: messenger RNA, 1129 nt
Organism: Xenopus laevis (African clawed frog)
Lineage: Eukaryota; Metazoa; Chordata; Amphibia; Anura; Pipidae
Source: RefSeq, marked predicted